GACUCACUUGGAGUAAAAUCAUAAGGGAUGUCUGACCAUGGGAUCGGGGAUAGGGGAUUGCCCAAGUCCUUGGGAAAGGGGGAUAAAUUGGGACUUGAGAGCAAUAGGGCACUUCUGGAUCUAAAGGAAUCAGGGAUAGGGAAAUUUAAACUAUUUAGGUCUAGACGUCAUUUCCCUCUAGGAUAAUGUGUUUCAUUAAGAAAGUAAACCCAUAAGCAUAAACCUGUUUUCUUGAGGGUCUAUGUAUGUAACCCAGCUAGAAACUGAAGCUGGAUCCCAUGUAUUAUUAUUUUUGUUCCAAGGACCCUCUUUUCCUCUCCCCCCCCCCCACACACACACACAUCUGUUUAUGGAAGAAAAUGUUUGGGGAUGUGGUUUAGGGACUGAACUAGAUUCUCAUGAUCUGUCACAUGCCUGGAUAUUGAGGGAAGCAUUUGGAGAAGCUCAUAUGACUGGCCCUAGAUUGGGGAUUUUAAUAAUUGAGACAGAUAAUGUUCAUCAGGCUUUGGCAGUGAAGAAGUCACAAGUGAAUUUGUCAGUGCUUAUGGCAUUGAUUCAAGCGCUGUCAUAACCAGGAGUACUGUUUCUGGUUACUUUAGGAACUGGUUUCAUACGGACUUUCUGGGCAUAUCCUUCCCCAGCAAAAUCAUGUUAGUCUGGAAAAGCUAUUACCCUGCCUGAAAGCAAAGACAACUUCCAGGCAACAGGUCUAUAAAAUACAAAUGAUUUUGGAGCCUGUGACUUCCCUGAUACUUUUUUCUAGCUUUUUGUCUUCAUUUCCUCAUCUGUGAUGUGAGGGUCAGACACAAAUUUUAAAACAGGUUUCAAAGUUGGAGAAAUGAAUAAUAACAGGAAAGGGGCCAGAAAAGAGAUAAUCCCCUAGUGUAACAAAUAAUAUAUGCUUGUCCAUCCACCAAAGAGAAGGUAAGCCCCAACUUGGGUAAUAAUGUAUUGAGGUCUUUUUUGUCUGUCUCAAAGGCAGGCAGCCAUGUGAAACUAAAUACCUAACUCUCCGCCCUGCCACACAUGCUCCACAUGCGCACAGAGAAAGGAGGCAAAUCUGCUGCCUACUUCCCUCCUCCCUAACCCCCCUCUCUCAGCAUUUCUGUCUCCAGUGCCCUCCCCAUCCAAAUUUUCCAGCCAGCAGCCAGAGCUGACUUCCGCAAUCCUGGUGGAAUAAAUCCAGCACCCCUAGUCAUCCGGCCACAUUAUCCACACUUCUCUGCUGAGACGAGCCCCGAGAACAGAUCCCCAUCAACAGGAUGUGGGGGCUCACGGUUCUUCUACUGCUGCCUGUGGUGAGCUUUGCUCUAUACCCCGAGGAGAUACUGGACACCCAGUGGGAGCUAUGGAAGAAGAACUACAGAAAGCAGUAUAACAGCAAGGUGGAUGAAAUCUCUCGGCGUUUAAUUUGGGAAAAAAACCUGAAGCAUAUUUCCAUCCAUAAUCUUGAGGCCUCGCUUGGUGUCCAUACAUAUGAACUGGCCAUGAAUCACUUGGGGGACAUGACCAGUGAAGAAGUGGUUCAGAAGAUGACUGGACUCAAAGUACCCGCUUCUCGUUCCCGCAGUAAUGACACCCUCUAUACCCCAGACUGGGAAGGCAGAGCCCCAGACUCUAUUGAUUAUCGGAAGAAGGGAUACGUUACUCCUGUCAAAAAUCAGGGUCAGUGUGGUUCCUGUUGGGCUUUUAGCUCUGUGGGUGCCCUGGAGGGCCAACUCAAGAAGAAAACCGGCAAACUCUUAAAUCUGAGUCCACAGAACCUGGUGGAUUGUGUGUCUGAGAAUGAUGGCUGCGGAGGGGGCUAUAUGACCAAUGCCUUCCAGUAUGUGCAGAAGAACCGGGGCAUUGACUCUGAAGAUGCCUACCCGUAUGUUGGACAGGAUGAAAAUUGUAUGUACAAUCCAACAGGCAAGGCAGCUAAGUGCAGAGGGUACAGAGAGAUCCCUGAAGGAAAUGAAAAAGCCCUGAAGAGGGCUGUAGCCCGAGUGGGACCCAUCUCUGUGGCCAUUGAUGCAAGCCUGACCUCCUUCCAGUUUUACAGAAAAGGUGUGUAUUAUGAUGAAAACUGCAAUAGUGACAAUCUGAACCACGCGGUUUUGGCAGUGGGAUAUGGGAUCCAGAAGGGGAAUAAGCACUGGAUAAUUAAAAACAGCUGGGGAGAAAACUGGGGAAACAAAGGCUAUAUUCUCAUGGCCCGGAAUAAGAACAACGCUUGUGGCAUUGCCAACCUGGCCAGCUUCCCCAAGAUGUGACUUCCACCAGCCAACCCCGUCCUGCUCUUCCAUUCCUUCCACAGUGAUGCAACAUACUUAUGUACCUUGAAGGAAACUGGCGUGCCUUUCUUGACACAGAUGUGGUGACACAGAGAUUGUCCGUUCAGUCUCCCUGUUUGUGCUUCAAGUGACACUCCUACUACUUUCUUCUCUUAACCCAAGGUCUUUAUUUUCUCAUUGUUGCCACAGUAGAAUUUCCCUAGUAGGUAUGCACUCUGCCCUGACUGUGUUGUUCUGAGGCUGAUGCUGUGUAGAAGCUAGAGGCCCUCAGAUAGGCUAGAUUCUCAUUCAAAGGGACUAGUUAGCUUUAACCACUUGAGAGGACUAAGGUGACCUGACUUCUCAGUCUCCACGUUUACUUCUCUAUCUUCCAGGUAGAAAUUCCACCCCAUUAAUAAAUCUAUUCACAAAUCUUUGGUACAAGUUUACAUGAUACAACAAAUGUGUUUUCUUUUUCCUUCUUUGCAUUUUUAAAGUAAACUGUAUUUAUCGCUUAUCUAUAAUUUAAUAAAUAGCUGUUUAGUAAACAUUCAUUUUGUGUCAGAUACUGGGCUAGGUGCUGGAGACAAAAAAAUGAACAAAACAUGUUCCUUAUAUAUGAUGUGCUCACAGUUUGGAGAUUCUGUUGCGUAAACAAUUCAUCCUAAUUCAUGUAUUUGUUUAUUCCUUCCACUAACAUUUUUUAGUGUUUACUUGGUAUUAAGAGUUGUACUAAGUUUCAGGGAUUAAAUGGAUAUAAAAAGAUUUCAAUAUUUAAUUCUAUCUGUAUGGAGACCAGUGAUACAUGAACGUAGGUCUUGAAAAAUAUCUUAAGGCCUUUUCUGUGGUUUGAGAACCUAAACUUUUGCUGUCACCAAUAGAGGAAAUUGAAAUUCUUUAUAAUAAUUCGUAAGCAGUAUCAAUUUUAAAAGAAAUUAGCUGGCUAAUAGUAAAUCAGCACAAUGAGCUUUUGCCACUUUUCACAAAAUGUUUUUUUGAGCAUCUGUUAUUCCUCCUAGAAAGAGUUCACAUUUAUUAAACACUGACCAUGUGUCAGGCUCUACUUUAUAUCAUGCUGUGCAAAAACCAUUUAUUUUUGUGUGUCAAUAUUUAUUACCGUGUCAUUUGCAGUGUAUUCAAAGCUACCAGGAUGAAACAAAUUAGUAAGAUGCGGCCCUGAUUUCUAUGAAAGUUACAGACUAGUGACAGACAUAAAAACAACUAAUAAUAUCAACCAUAAUUAAAUAAAUAUGAACUAUGGAAGCUCA
Odocoileus virginianus texanus is the source of this 3523-nucleotide messenger RNA. It is a transcript of the gene CTSK, whose product is annotated as cathepsin K. The record is from RefSeq and is a predicted model, not a curated record. Gene Ontology annotation, molecular function: cysteine-type endopeptidase activity. Gene Ontology annotation, cellular component: lysosome. Lineage: Eukaryota; Metazoa; Chordata; Mammalia; Artiodactyla; Cervidae.